CGUAACAACCCAUCGCCCUCGACCACACGGCAAGGGCAGGAAUCCGCACUAACUGUAUCAGACAGGUGCGAAUCGGUGAUUGCACGGGAAACGAUGCAGCUACUCAGUCCCGAGAAGCAUCUUCGCAGCUGCGGUGUCCUGCGGCGUCGCUCUGCAUCAUGCAAUCCAUAUUAUCGAAUAAGCAAUGCAGUGCGGUAGCGACACGCUCGCACGGAUUGGCCAGAAUCCACGGCUGACAUACUGACCUGCGCAGUGCAGGAAAGCUACCAUGCUAUCUGCCUUGAGAGGCACAAGCUCACGCAAAGCGAAAAGCAAGUCUUGGACACAGUAUCUUCCACAGUCUCUUCAUCUGCAUCCGAUCUCCUGACUUCUAGCAUCGGCGGAAUCGAUCGGUCAUCAUGCUCCUUCCUACCGCUACAGUUUGGCUGUUAUGCAUCGCUCGUCGCUCAUAUGUGUCCCGAUCGUACAACCUGGAGCUCGCAGCGUCCGCAUUGAGCCCGCAACUAUCCAAGGACGCCAUCAUCACGUUUCCACGGGAUGCUCGUUGGGAUGAUCUCCAAGUCCGCGGCGCCUCUCCACGAAUAUCUCCUGACUACAAUGUUGUAGUUGAAGUAGCGACUGAGUCCGAUGUGCAGACGACGGUCGCGUUGGCCAAUCGUUUCAACAUCCCAUUCCUGGCCGUCACUGGGGGUCAUGGAUGGACUACGACGCUUAACAGGCUACAAUAUGGUAUUCAGAUUAACAUGCGGAAGCUCAAUACUAUGACACUCGGUCAGAACGGCAAGACUGCUAUUGUUGGAGGCGGAACAAUGCAACACGAAAUUACCCGCUCUCUGUUCGCCUCGGGCAAGUAUACUGUUACUGGACUUGGAGAAUGCGUGUCAGUAGCAGGCCCACUGCUGGGAGGCGGCCACAGUCUCCUCCAAAAUCAAUACGGCUAUUCUCUUGACGGUCUCGUUUCCGUGCGCAUAGUCGUGGCCAGCGGCAAGGUUGUAGAAGCCUCUCGGACGAAGAAUGCCGACCUGUUUUGGGCUCUACAAGGUGCAGGCCAUCAAUUUGGUAUUGUGACAAGUCUUGAAGUGAAGACUUACGACAUUCCUUCCAAUUGGACCGUCUACUCAAUCAUCUUCCCGGCUGACAAGGUCGAGGCGCUGUUCAGUCUGAUCAACGAAUUCGAAGAGCCGAGUACGGAACGCUCUGCGAAGCUAGCGCUCACAGGCGUAUUCGUGAGAAUACCUGCUGUUGAUCCCGGCAAUCCUGUCGUAGCAUAUACUGUCGCCUACGAGGGCACGGAAGCGGAAGCUGAACCCUAUGCCGCUCGUUUUAAAGCGAUCGGCCCAAUCUCUACCACAGUCUCCACGGACAUCAACUACGUAGAGCUAUACACGGUGACUGGAAACAACCUCGGAGGUCAAGCUUGCAGGCGAAACCAGAACAUCGCAGGAGCUGGUGUCUCCCUACCGACCUGGGACCUUGAGGGUGUUCGCAAAGCCUUCACUUUAUUUGGUAACAUCACAGCGGAUCCGCGCUUCAACACAUCGAUCACUCUGAUGGAGAAUUACGGCAUGCAGGGCGUACGAGCUAUCGACAAAUCUUCCACUGCGUUGGCACCCGAGGAACGCGAGUAUCCUAUUCUUGCGUCGCCGGUUUUGUGGUGGGUUGGCGACGAUGCGCAGACGACCAAAGACGCGUACGCACACACGCGCGCGAUGCGUGAUGCGCUCUACACUGGCCUCGAUAAUACCAACCAGAAGCGACACUGCUAUGUUAAUUACGCUAAUGGAGAAGAGGAUAGGCCUGAGAUGUAUGGGUACGACGCCAGGCUCGCUAAAUUGGUCAAGUUGAAGGGUGAGUGGGAUCCGAAGAACAGGUUUGGAUAUUACAACCCAAUAGUGUAAACAGGAAUGCAUUCACAGUAGCAGAAGACGAAAUGUUUUG
Messenger RNA from Alternaria rosae, 1938 nucleotides. RefSeq lists its product as uncharacterized. The coding region runs from base 399 to 1898 and encodes 499 amino acids. The record is from RefSeq and is a predicted model, not a curated record. The transcript has 3 exons. Lineage: Eukaryota; Fungi; Ascomycota; Dothideomycetes; Pleosporales; Pleosporaceae. Gene Ontology annotation, molecular function: oxidoreductase activity; FAD binding.